This is a messenger RNA of Pocillopora meandrina, 489 nucleotides long. Lineage: Eukaryota; Metazoa; Cnidaria; Anthozoa; Scleractinia; Pocilloporidae. The record is from the annotation of a GenBank genome assembly.
AUGCAUUCUAAAAGAUUGGCAGUCGUUGAGGUUGCAAAUAAUUUCCUAUCCUGCCAAGCAAAAGAAGAUAUCAAAGAAGGUUCCUUCCUGACUGAUCUCUGGGGUAGAGUCAGCGAGAAGGCUACCAGAUACACCGUAAAAGUUGGAAAAAACAAGCAUGUGGACCCUGAAGGGAUGAUCAGGUACAUGAAUCAUUCCUGUGACAGCAAAACAAAAUUCAUCUACAAAAAACGCAAAGAUGUCCAUCCAAUCUUAGCUGACGACCAGAAUGUCUUUUGGUACAUGGUGGCUGCUCGUGAUAUCAAGAGAGGCGAGGACAUCACGUUUGACUACAAUGUGACAGAAUAUGAAGUUGCAGAGCGAUUUCGUUGCAACUGUGGGGCUGUGAAAUGUCUCGGUGAGAUAAAAGGCUUCAAGUUUUUGACGCCAGAGCAACAGAAGUUGAGGGAAAAGGAAUUAUCUCCUAUUUUAAGUGAGCUUUGGCGUUAA